AACUGCGUCUUAAAAAUGUGCGGAAUGUAAAGCAGUAUUUGCACUGCUGGUCAGCGGCUUUAAUUGUCUUUGAGUUGUAGUUUAGUCGGUCUUAAUUACUUCGAAGUAAGGGCCGAGUGACGAAAUCUGGUUUGUUAUUGAACAGCCACGUGCUUUUCAGUUUUUACGCAAAUCGCAUCCUGUCAAAUGGUGUAUGACGAACUUACUGUUCAGUUUUCAGUGUGUAUUUUCUCUUGCCUUCAUCCUGUUCAUCUCUGUGCCAUGUGGCUUUACAGUCUGGUUUUGUGUCUGGCAGGAGUAAGAUGGAAAUCCACAGUUCAGUUUGCUUCACGGCCAGACCUUCCAAAACUGGCCUACAAAAGAGUGAAGGGCAAGAGUCCAGGUGUGGUUUUCCUCCCAGGUUAUGCAUCUAACAUGAACGGUCAGAAAGCAGAGGCGCUGGAGGAGUUCUGCAGGUCAUUAGGACAUUCGAUUCUCAGGUUUGAUUACACGGGCCAUGGGGCCUCAGAGGGGGUGCUUGCUGAAGGAACUAUCGGUACUUGGAAAAAAGAUGUCCUGUUUGUGUUGGAUGAGUUGGUAGAAGGACCUCAGAUACUUGUGGGUUCCAGUAUAGGAGGUUGGCUUAUGCUGCUGGUAGCCAUUGCACGACCAGAGAAGACUGCUGCACUGGUGGGCAUCGCCACUGCUGCUGACCACAUUGUCACAUCAUUCAAAGCUCUUCCUCUGGAGGUACGUAAGGAGUUUGAGGAGAAGGGGGAGUGGACAGUUCCAACUAAACACUCAGAGGAGGGUGUGUACAGAUUUAGCAUGGACUUCCUACGCGAGGCAGAAAAUCACUGUGUGCUCCAGGGUCCCAUCCCCAUCACCUGCCCCGUGCGGCUCAUUCAUGGGUUGAAGGAUGAAGACGUCCCCUGGCACAUUUCUAUGCAGGUUGCUGAACGUAUCCUGAGCAAUGACGUGGAUGUGAUCCUCAGGCGGCAAGGCCAGCAUCGCAUGUCUGAGAAAGAUGACAUCAAGCUGAUGGUCUACACCAUUGAUGACCUCAUCGACAAGUUAACAACAAUGGUCUGAGUUUGGGACCACAAUGGAGGCAUUGGAAAGGACUACAUUUCCUGGGAAAGCAGUAUUCUGUUCACCAAACUGACUUGUUUCUCUGCCAGAUCUUGUUUAUUAUUUGUUGAACAUGUUGGUGACACUCGUGCAAAGGAGGCUCUCCUUGCUUAGCUUUCCCCCUUAUGCUGUGGUUUCAGGUUGUGUGUGAUUGAGUUUACUUGACUGAGAUAUUUUGGGCAAACCUUUAACAAGUCAGCUAAUGCACUAUCUCUCCCACCACUUUCUCCUCUUCCUUAAAUUAUAUCCAUAGAUAUAUGUGCCUUUUUUUUUUUAAAGCAACUUUUCAUCAUGUUUUGACCAAUAAAAGCUACAUUUAUCAGUG
Molecule: messenger RNA, 1435 nt
Organism: Thalassophryne amazonica
Lineage: Eukaryota; Metazoa; Chordata; Actinopteri; Batrachoidiformes; Batrachoididae
Gene: abhd10b
Product: abhydrolase domain containing 10, depalmitoylase b
Exons: 5
Coding region: 187-1071 (294 amino acids)
Biological process (GO): protein depalmitoylation
Cellular component (GO): mitochondrion
Molecular function (GO): palmitoyl-(protein) hydrolase activity; hydrolase activity, hydrolyzing O-glycosyl compounds
Source: RefSeq, a predicted model, not a curated record